Toxotes jaculatrix (banded archerfish) is the source of this 2974-nucleotide messenger RNA. RefSeq names its product collagen, type IX, alpha 1a (gene col9a1a). Lineage: Eukaryota; Metazoa; Chordata; Actinopteri; Toxotidae. The record is from RefSeq and is a predicted model, not a curated record. The transcript has 32 exons. The coding region runs from base 45 to 2108 and encodes 687 amino acids.
GGGAAAAAGGGACUAUUAGCGUCUUCCUCGGACCUGGGAAGACCAUGGCUCUGUCCAGGAUCUGUCGGGAGUCUUUGCUGGUGCUUUUACUGCAAAUCGUGCUGAUUUGCUCGGCUCAGAGGGGCCCGGUCGGUCCCAGAGGCCCCGUGGGGCCACCAGGAGUUGCCGGCGUGCCCGGAGUGGAUGGCAUUGAUGGCGACAGAGGAGAAGACUCCACGGUGAAUGGCGGACCAGGUCCUGACGGAGAUAACGGCAAUGACGGAGCUCCCGGAGCUCCAGGCCUUCCAGGCGCAGAUGGACCUGUUGGACCUCCCGGGGAUCCAGGCCCCGUGGGCCAGAGGGGGCUGAAAGGGGAACCUGGGGCACGUGGGUCAGCUGGGGAGCCUGGUGUGGGACCUGAUGGGCUUGAUGGUAUCCCCGGUACAGACGGGCUUCCAGGUGAACUGGGCAAAGUUGGAGCCCCUGGGGCGAGAGGCAAGAGGGGUCAAGUUGGUCUUCCUGGUCCCGCUGGGCCUCGGGGACCUCCAGGCGUGUAUCAAGGCGAGGACCUGUGUCCCAACGCCUGCCCCGCUGGUCUGACUGGAUACUCUGGACUCCCCGGCAUGAAAGGCCACAAAGGGGUUAAGGGUGAAUCUGGUGAGCCCGGAAGACAAGGACACAAGGGAGAGGAGGGUGAUCAAGGACUGCCGGGAGACGUCGGAGCUCAGGGCCUACCAGGCCCAGGUGGACCAAGAGGCCUCCCAGGAAUAAUGGGCUCCAAAGGCGACAGGGGACCUCGUGGAAAGCCUGGCGAUGGGGGUCCUCGGGGAAUCCAGGGAGGCCCGGGUGAUCCAGGCCAAAGAGGAGCCAUAGGUGAGACCGGGCCCGGGGGAGUGUCGGGGGAUCGAGGUCCAUCAGGAAUCAGAGGAGUACCGGGGCCAAAGGGAGAACCUGGCCUACCUGGUCCAGACGGGCGUGAGGGGAUACCUGGGCUGCCAGGAUCCAAGGGCCUUCCAGGGAAAAAUGGGGCUCCAGGUGAUGCUGGCCCACAAGGACUCCCCGGUUUACCAGGCGCUUACGGCCAAAAAGGACACAGUGGUACGAAGGGUAUCACAGGGGAUCCAGGAGUUGUGGGACUGAUGGGGUCUCCGGGGAAACAAGGCGAGCGUGGCGAGCAGGGAGAGGUGGGACCUGUGGGACCCAGAGGAGGACCAGGUGAACGAGGAGAGAGAGGGCCUGACGGGCCACCAGGACCACCAGGGGCCAGGGGGGGCAAAGGGGAUCCAGGUCUUCCAGGACUUCCUGGCCCUGCUGGUUAUCGUGGCCAGAAAGGAGACAGGGGUGCAGUGGGUCUGGAUGGGCCUAAGGGCGAACAGGGACCUGCAGGUGCUGAAGGAACACCGGGAGACAGAGGAGACCUGGGUGACGAAGGAGAACCAGGAGAGAAAGGAUCGACAGGUCCACCAGGAGAGACGGGAAAUAAGGGACCUGACGGGAGCCGAGGACAGUCCGGGAAAGAGGGCAAGCCGGGCCAGCCGGGACCACGCGGCAUGCAGGGCGACAUGGGGGUCCCGGGCCUCCCCGGACUGCAGGGACCAGCGGGAAAACCACCGACUGAUACACACAUCAAACAAGUCUGCAUGAGGGUAAUGCAAGAGCAGCUGGCCCAGCUAGCAGCCAGCCUGAGCAGGCCUGAGUCAGGUAUCGCUGGGCUGCCCGGUCCCCCCGGCCCACCUGGACCUCCAGGCCCCUCUGGGGAGAACGGUUUCCCCGGGCACACCGGAUCACGAGGACUGCCCGGCCUGAAAGGACCACCCGGGGUAAUGGGUAUCAAAGGACCGAAAGGUGACCAGGGUGACAGAGGCGACAGAGGACCCACAGCGAGAGGCCCCAAAGGAGCACCAGGUGCCCCCGGUCUGCCAGGUGAACCGGGACGACCGGCUUACGGUAAAGACGGCCGUGACGGAGAGAGGGGACCGCGCGGCGUUCCCGGUGUUGUUGGCGUUCCCGGGUCUCCUGGUCCCGCCGGCCUGAACGGUUACUGUGAGCCGUCGCAGUGCGUCCUACCGAUGGUGGCGUCACCGAUUUCAGCAAAGGACUCCGGCAUGAAGGGCCCCAGCGAGAUGUGAGGAGAGGCCAGAGCUGAACUGGAGGAAAAGUGAGAGACUGGAGGAGAAACCAGAACUCCAAGGAAGAUUUGACCGUUUGGGUUUUGUCACUUGAUUUGUAUGUUUGUGAGGUUUUUGAUUUUUUAAAAUUUGGUCAGCUCAUUUGGAACUAGAUUUUUUUAUUUUACCACCUUUGUGGUUAUAAACUGACAUGAAGGUGGACACUGAAAAAAAACCCAUCAUCACGUUUGAAACUCUUUUACACAAUAAGUUUCACUUUACCUCAGUUUUGCCAUCUCUGUACUGUAAAAUUCAAAGUUGCAGUCUGUGUUUUUGAGAAAUUAAAAACUCACUGUAUCUGCACAAACCUUCCAGCCCCAUCUCCAUCCAAACAACGAGACGAGAGUUAAAGUUCUUCUGUAUGUUUAUGUAAAUGUGUCAAUACGCAGAUUAUACUGUUGGAUAAGGUACAUUUGUUUGUGAGUAUCUUUGUUGUUUAUCCUCUUAAAUCCCCGCCUGUACCUUUUCCUCUAAAUGUAGGAUUUUAUGUUUGAUCAUUUCUCUGUCAUGACGACUGUUGUUUUUUUUGAUCGGAGGGUGGCGAUGUGUGAAAACCUCUCUGGCAGUUUUAUAUGACUUCUUAUUUAUUAUAUCAAGGUUCGACGUGACAUCUUCAAGUUGUACAAAGGAGGAAAUAAACACAUUUUGAUAACCUCUUGCAUGUUUUGUAUGGACAGUAGUACGGCCAAACAGGCGGCCAAAUUAAACCUGAGUCACUAUGAACCAACAGCUUUAAGAUAUUUCUUCCUCCAAAACAAACCUGACAGUGCAGGUGUGAUGUUUUUCAUCAUUUCAGACUGAAGUUAUCACUUUUGUCUUUAUCAGGA